AACUAAUUUGUCUUGGAAUUCCAGGACUGCACUACAUUACCAAACAAAAGUAAACGAGACAAGCAAGCCACAACACCCUCGAAAACAACAACUACAACAAGAGGAAGAAGCAAAACUUGUAGAGAGAGAAGGUUAGAGAGAGAGUGAGUGAUUGAGCCUUAGAACUCUGUGUUUCCUUUUUCUUUUACCCUUUUGAAUCUUUGUAUAAACUGAGUGAUGAACAACUGAGAAAGGGGAGAAAUAAACUAAACAGCUGAGCCUUGCUUGACAAGAACAAGAAGAAGACAUGGGUAUUUUACAUGAGGAUGUGGUCAUGAUCAGGAGAUCAGAGAAAGAAGGAGAACCAAUUGAGAUUACUAUAAACUGCCCUGAUAAAACUGGUUUGGGUUGUGAUCUGUGUCGUAUCAUUCUCUUCUUUGGUCUUAGCAUUGUCAAAGGAGAUGUGUCCACGGAUGGGAAAUGGUGCUACAUAGUGUUCUGGGUGAUUGGGAAUUCAGAGACAAGAUGGAGCUUGUUGAAGAGGAGAUUAGUGGAGGCUUGUCCUUCUUGUUCUUCAGCUUCUGGGAUUUCCUUUUACUGCUCAGAAUUACUGCCACCUAAGCCUCCUGAUGUGUUUCUUCUCACGAUAUGUUGUCAUGAUCGAAAAGGACUUUUACAUGAUGUGACGAGGGUUCUUUCUGACCUUGAGCUGACUAUUAAGAAAGUGAAGGUAUCGACAACCCCAGAUGGAAGAGUGGUGGAUAUGUUUUUCAUCACAGACACCAGGGAGCAUCUACACACCAGUGAAAGGAGGAAUGAGACUCGCAAAUACUUAGAAACUGUUUUGGGGGAUGCAAUGAUAGAUUGUGAAAUAGAAAAGGUCGGUUCUGAAUUUGCUGCGAGUUCACAAGCACCUUCGUUUCUUCCCUCUGCAGUCACAGAAGAUACAUUUCUAUUGGAAAUGCCCACUCAACUUCCAAGCGGAUCACUCAUCUCCAGUAGUGUUUCGAUUGUGUUUGACAACUCGUUGAGUCCAGCUCACACACUAGUUCAAAUUAUAUGCCAAGAUCAUAAGGGUCUCCUCUAUGACAUAAUGAGGACUCUUAAGGAUUAUAACAUUCAGAUUUCCUAUGGACGAUUUACUAUAAAGCAAAAGAGGCAUUGUGAGAUUGACCUGUUUAUUGUGCAAGCGGAUGGAAAGAAGAUAGUUGACCCAAGUAAGCAGAAAUCUUUGACAUCUCGAUUGGAACUGGAACUACGCCGUCCUCUCAAAGUAGAUAUUGUCAGCCGAGGUCCUGAUUCUGAGCUGCUGGUUACAAACCCUGUGGAGUUAUCUGGCAAGGGCCGGCCUCUAGUUUUUUUUGACAUUACCCUUGCUCUUAAAAUGCUUAACACAGGCAUCUUUUCGGCAGAAAUUCGGAGACAUAUAAUUGGGGGUCGGGAAUGGGAGGUUUACAGAGUCUUGCUUGAUGAAGGAGACAUCUUCAGUGUUCCAAGAAGUAAGAUCCAGGAAGGUGUAUGGAAUAUGUUGAUGGGCUGGGAAUGAUACCAGUUGCAAAUAUGAGCUCUUGUACAGCAUAGUUAUCCCUGCUACCUUAGUAUUUAGAGUUUAGAUGUAAAUUAUGAAUAUAUACACAUUUAAAGGUUAUGUGCCAUUAAAAGGCAGAGCCGUUUCUCAUACUAACUGUUGGUAGUAUAAAAUGAGAAAAAUCAGCAAGACGAUAGAGAAGGGAGAGUGGAGUUUUCAUGUAAUUGGAUGCUAAAAAUAUUGUAAACAUGUAAAUAUUUUUACUGUUUUUAGUUA
Molecule: messenger RNA, 1783 nt
Organism: Humulus lupulus (European hop)
Lineage: Eukaryota; Viridiplantae; Streptophyta; Magnoliopsida; Rosales; Cannabaceae
Product: ACT domain-containing protein ACR10
Exons: 6
Coding region: 287-1525 (412 amino acids)
Source: RefSeq, a predicted model, not a curated record